Messenger RNA from Vicia faba (fava bean), 1491 nucleotides. The record is from the annotation of a GenBank genome assembly. NCBI's taxonomy places the organism in Eukaryota, Viridiplantae, Streptophyta, Magnoliopsida, Fabales, Fabaceae.
AUGGAGGAUGGUGUGGCUAAGGUUAGAGCAGAGCAGUACAAAGGAAGAAUCACAAUUCAUGUCAUCAUUGCUUGCAUUGUUGCUGCCACUGGCGGCUCUCUCUUUGGCUAUGAUGUUGGAAUUUCAGGAGGAGUUACUUCUAUGGAUGACUUUCUUCUCAAGUUUUUCCCCUCGGUGUACAAGCAAAAAAUGCACGCGCACGAAAACAACUACUGCAAGUAUAACAAUCAAGUCCUUGCAGCAUUCACUUCUGUUUUAUACAUUUCUGGUUUAUUUGCAUCAUUGGUGGCAUCACCCGUUACAAGAAAGUACGGGCGGAGGACUAGUAUCAUAGUGGGCGGUAUCAGCUUUCUCAUCGGGUCAGUUCUGAAUGCUGCAGCUGCUAAUCUAGCUAUGCUUAUCAUAGGUCGAAUUAUGCUUGGUGUUGGCAUUGGUUUUGGAGAUCAGGCGAUUCCACUUUACUUGUCAGAGAUGGCGCCAACGCACCUACGAGGAGGCCUAAACAUGAUGUUUCAAGUUGCAACCACUCUGGGCAUUUUUACAGCAAAUAUGAUCAAUUUUGGUACACACAAUAUCAAACCAUGGGGGUGGAGGCUGUCCCUUGGACUUGCUGCAAUACCAGCUCUUUUGAUGACUGUUGGAGGAAUAUAUAUUCCAGAUACUCCAAAUAGCUUAGUAGAGCGAGGAUCAACGGAAAAAGGGAGGAAAAUCCUUGAAAAAAUCAGAGGAACUAAUGAUGUUGAUGCGGAGUUUCAAGAUAUGGUUGAAGCAAGCGAGUUAGCAAACUCAAUAAAGCACCCUUUUCGGAACAUACUUGAAAAAAGAUACAGACCUGAGUUGAUCAUGGCUAUCUUCAUGCCUGCAUUUCAGAUUCUUACUGGCAUAAAUUCAAUUCUGUUUUAUGCUCCAGUACUUUUUCAAAGCAUGGGAUUUGGCAGAGACGCGUCUCUUUACUCCUCAGCCUUGACCGGUGGAGUUCUUCUCUUAUCAACAUUUAUUUCUAUUGCAGCAGUAGAUAAAUUGGGGAGAAGACCUCUACUCAUCAGCGGUGGAAUAGUAAUGAUUAUAUGUCAGGUUAUAGUUGCUAUAAUUUUGGGGCUGAAGUUUGGAGAGAACCAGGAACUAUCAAAAGGCUAUUCAGUAUUGGUUGUAAUUUCAAUAUGUCUAUUUGUUCUAGCUUUUGGAUGGUCAUGGGGGCCACUAGGCUGGACAGUCCCAAGUGAGAUAUUUCCAUUAGAAAUCCGAUCAGCCGGGCAGAGUAUAACCGUCGCUGUAAACCUUCUGUUCACUUUCAUGAUCGCGCAAGCGUUCCUUUCCCUUCUAUGCUCAUUCAAGUUUGGGAUCUUCCUGUUUUUUGCUGGUUGGAUAACCAUGAUGACCAUAUUUGUUGUUUUGUUCCUACCUGAAACCAAGGGAAUUCCAAUCGAAGAGAUGGCAUUUAUGUGGAGGAAACACUGGUUCUGGCAAAGGAUACUUCCAGAUAAAUUGUAA